Dalotia coriaria is the source of this 2129-nucleotide messenger RNA. Its product is annotated as solute carrier family 2, facilitated glucose transporter member 8-like. Gene Ontology annotation, biological process: transmembrane transport. Gene Ontology annotation, cellular component: membrane. NCBI's taxonomy places the organism in Eukaryota, Metazoa, Arthropoda, Insecta, Coleoptera, Staphylinidae. Gene Ontology annotation, molecular function: transmembrane transporter activity. The transcript is spliced from 3 exons. The record is from RefSeq and is a predicted model, not a curated record. Bases 485 to 1942 code for a protein of 485 amino acids.
GGAUUGCCCAUACGGUCGAGGCCAGCCUCACUGGUCGGCAAUCCUGUGUCCCCACACGCGGUCUGCUCACGAAAUUCCGAAUAUAACAAUUCUUUCGGAGUAUUCCGUGUGUCGUGUGUGUGCGGCUCGCAAUUGUGCCUAUAGCGCGCGCGGCACAAAAAACCCAUUUGUACAGCAAAACAAAUGCACAAUAUUGGCAAACAUUAAGGAAACGCGCGUCGAUCGGAGCAUACCGUGCAGUGCAAGGUAGUGCAUUGCAUUGCAUAGUGCCAAGCGCCGCGAAUUUCGCGGGGUCCAUUCAUCCGCUAGCAACUGAUCAGCCGAGACGACGCCGAAAUGGAUCGAGAUGAGCAGUGAUCAUCGCCAGCGCAGUGAGCAUUGUCACCCCGUAGCGAAGGGGCUUUGUCAUCGGCAAGACGAGGGAAAGCAGAUAAAUUUCAAUUUGCAGCAGGAGCUUAACAGCUAAGCCUUUUACAACGCAAAGAUGAGCCUGCUUGCUGAUAAGCACCGCCGGAACCCGACGCCGACCAUCGUGGCACUGCAGGUGCCCACGAACGGCGAUACCGCGCGAGUGUACGUUUUCGACAACGACGAGAAGAAUCCGCAGGACCAUAUGGCCAUGGCCCGGCGAAAAGACCUCUUUCAUUGUCUAUGCAGCAUGUUCGCGACGUUCUCGUUUGGAAUCAUGUUGGGAUGGCCCGCGUCUACGUAUCCAAAUCUAUUGGACCCCAUCUACACGACCUAUCCGUUUGACCCACAAGGAAACUUCACCAUUCCCAGCAAUCCGGACGCGCCACUUCCGCAGCCAUUUCUGGUCACAUUCGUGCAGAGUCCUUUGAUUGCUGGUCUGCUCAUGGUAGGCGUCAUCGUGGCCACACCGUUCUCCUCGCACCCAUAUACCAUCUAUUCCAUCAAACACGGUUUGCUCAUUACACUGCUGGCGAUGGUCCUGGGAUGGUUCGUCAUGUGGCAGGCCUCAAACAUCUUCCAUCUCAUGAUCAGCAGGUUUAUCAUCGGUCUGGCGAAUGGUUAUGCAGUUGGGCAGAUCAAAGUUUACAUUCAACAUUCCUCGCUUGCGCCCAGAUCGAAAAGCCUGAUGAGCAAAAUGCUCAAUAUUAUGAUGCUCGCAGGUGUCACGUGCGCGUACGUUAUGGGUAUCUGGUUAGACUUCGAAGGGUUCUCCAUUGGCGCAUUGGUGAUAACAACCGCCUUCUAUAUCCUGACUUAUUUCUUGCCAUUAGGUGACUUGGGUGAUAGUAAAAUACAAUUUAUUGAACGUGUGCCCGAACGAGUUGAACCGGGCGGGUACCGUGUGGGCGACGGUAUUCUAACACUCUUCAGAACUCCGCAUCUGAAGCGGUCUACAUGGUUGUUGGUUAUCGUCACAUUCAUUCAACAGUUUUCGGGAGCUCCCGCCACGAUUGUUUACUCGCAGGUGCUCCUGCUAAACAUGGGGCUACCCCCACCUUCCGUUCCCUAUUGUGCGGUAAUAUAUCUCCUCUGUUACAUACUCGCAUAUGUAUUGGGUCUAUUCUAUUUCUGCACGUUGUCAUAUACGAAGAAGCGUGCCUUGCUUCUAUUUUCGAUGGUGACCAGUAUUUUGGCAUUGGUACUUAUAAUAAUGAUACUCCAUUUGGACCUUCGUCAGACACACGUAUACAUUCCACUGGUGGGCAUGUGCUUGUUCAUAUUCUUCUAUGGUAUUGGCCUUGGUAGUAUUCCACCAAGUUUCGUCGAACACCUGUUCGACCCGCAAUGGAGAAAUUGCGCUGGAGAGUUACAAUUGUUGUGCUUCUCUCUAUUCGCCAUCAUUAUAACCAAGCUCCUGCAGGUCUUCAUCGGGGAAUUUCCUUUGGAGUACGCGUUCGUCCUAUAUACAUGCGUUGCCACCGCAGGGAUACCAUUUGUCCUGCUAUGCCUUCCCAAAAAGCCCCCACAUUGAACAAAUUCAUCAUUGGUACUUAGAAAAUCCGCCAUUACAGGAAACCGAGAUCUUUACCCAGUGCACCCACUCAAAUGCAACAAGUGCAAAGAGUCUCGCAUACAUAUUUAUGACCAGUAUUACAACCCAGCGAUAUUAAUUCUAGUGUGUGAUUGAUUGUAUCAUAAUAAACUAAUUGCAAUAUUGA